AGGACCCUCCCUGCUCGGGGCUCAGAGGGACAAUGAUCCUGCAACAGUGGUGGCUGGUUUUCGCUGCUGAAUUCACCUUCAUAUGCAUCUCCGGCCAGUUUUCCCUGCAGAAGAGACAAUGUGUUUACCAUGUGAACAGCAAAGCAAAUACUCAACAGAAUCACAAAUACGUGACUGCUGGUAAUGUGAGUGGGUCGGUGCAGGACUGUGAGAGCACCCACUGCUGCGUGGGAUACUUUCUGGUCAUUGAUGGCCGGCCGGUCGUCGACCUCCUCGCUUGUGAUGUGGCUGAAAAGUCUUGCCCAGAUGCAACCUGCAAGACACAAACACGGUUUAACAGUAGCGUUAAAUGUGUGUGUAACACAGACCUCUGCAACGGCAACAUCACUUGGACACAGUCAGAACAGCCUCGGCUCACCUACUCUUAUUUUGUAGAUGAAGUCAUGAAAGUUGUUGUGAUUCUGAUCGGCAUUUUGCUCGUCCUGUGCCUCAUGAUCGUUGCUGCCAAGUGGAGAAACCUCAAACAGAGGAAUCUACGAGCUGUUGAUGGUCGUGUGUCCCCGUCGUGUUCCUGCCAAACAACCAAAACCUCUGAGAUUGACAUAGCAGACAUUGAACUACAGCAGAUGUUGGGCCGUGGCUAUUUUGCCACUGUCUGGCAGGGGAAGUACAGAGGAUCCACGGUGGCGGUGAAGGUUUUCCCUGCAGGUUGGAGACAAACAUUUUCCACAGAGAAGGAGGUGUAUGAGCUACCACUGAUGAAGCAUGCUGGGAUUCUCCACUUCCUGGGCACUGGGAGGAAGGCGGACGACAGCAGUUGGUUCAUUGUUCUGCAGUUUGCUGAAUAUGGUUCUCUUCAUUCCUUUCUGUGUAAACACACCACCAGCUGGAUGCUGUCACUGAAGUUGUGCCAGUCGUUAUCGCAGGGACUUUCCUAUCUCCACUCUGACCUUCGCAGAUAUGAUGUGCACAAACCUCCUGUGGCCCACAGAGACCUCAGCAGCUUCAACGUGCUUGUGAAAGCAGAUGGAACCUGCGCCCUGUGUGAUUUUGGAUGCUCCGCCAUCCUGCGUUCUUGUUCAGGACAUCACAGCUGGCAGAGCCACACCACACACAAGGGUUAUCGUCAGUUGGGCACGCUGCGCUACAUGGCCCCUGAGAUCCUGGAUGGCGCAGUAAACCUGAGCAGAAGGUGGUGUCUCAUGCAGACGGACAUCUAUGCUUUGGGACUGCUGCUGUGGGAGAUCUGGAUGCGCUGCUCCGAUUUAUAUGAAGGCAGUAUCCUUCCACCACAUCUGUUGCCGUAUGAAUCUGAGCUGGGAGCCAAUGUAACGCUGAGGAGCCUCAUCACGUUCGUGUUAAACCUGGACAAGAGACCCUCCAUUCCUAAACACUGGGAGCUGCUGCCACAGGGAUCUGCUCUGCAGGAGCUCCUGACCGACUGUUGGGAUUUUGACCCGGACGCUCGGCUGACCGCUCAGUGCGUCGUGGACAGAUUAGUCUCUCUUCAGUCCUGUUUCUCUGACAGCAGCUCAUGACUCUGACUUGCUGUUGCACUGUUCUCGUUUCAGAGAUUUUUAAUCAGGUUCAAAUCUACAGGUAAAUCCCAUUGACUUGACCACGUUUUGAUAAGUCUUUUUCCUUCUAUAACUUAAUGAUAAAUUACUACAUUUUUAAUCCGGGUACAUUAUAAAAGAAAUAUCCAUAUUGUCAUGAUUAUUGAGAAAAAAAACAUCACUUAUGGGAGAAAUUGAAAUGUUAUUCCAUAAUCUCAGUAUGCAGCUUGGUAUUCUGUGCCUUAUAUUAUCUCUUCAUUAUUGUCUUUUAAAUCUCUCUUCAAGACAUAGUUUCACAUGUGUGCUUUCACCUAGUUCUCAUCUUAUCAUCUAUUUUAAUCAUUUUAUCAUGUAUUAUUUCAUCUUAUUUUUACUAUUUCCUCAUCUGUAAAAAAA
Messenger RNA from Hippoglossus stenolepis (Pacific halibut), 1952 nucleotides. Its product is annotated as anti-Muellerian hormone type-2 receptor. The transcript has 11 exons. The record is from RefSeq and is a predicted model, not a curated record. NCBI's taxonomy places the organism in Eukaryota, Metazoa, Chordata, Actinopteri, Pleuronectiformes, Pleuronectidae. Gene Ontology annotation, biological process: BMP signaling pathway; cellular response to growth factor stimulus; protein phosphorylation. The coding region runs from base 33 to 1538 and encodes 501 amino acids. Gene Ontology annotation, molecular function: ATP binding; transforming growth factor beta receptor activity. Gene Ontology annotation, cellular component: signaling receptor complex; plasma membrane.